This is a messenger RNA of Staurois parvus, 402 nucleotides long. The record is from the annotation of a GenBank genome assembly. NCBI's taxonomy places the organism in Eukaryota, Metazoa, Chordata, Amphibia, Anura, Ranidae.
GUGCCACUUUCAGGUCUCCUCACACUGCUGGUGGGUUCCAUUUUUUGUCAUAGGGUGCUGGCAGAUUACGGGCCUCCCAUAGCUGCUGCCAGGCCCCUAAUCUGCCAUGGGCCCCUGUACCGCCUCCUCAUGCUGCUGCCAGGUCCAGAGUCUCUCAUGGGUCCCUGUACGGCCUCCCAUUGCUGCUGUCUCCAUCGCCACACUCUGCCAUGUGCCACUUUCAGGUCUCCUCACACUCCUGCUGGUUUCCAUUUUGUCAUAGGUUGCUGUAUGGCCUCCCAUUGCUGCUGCCUCCACCGCCACACUGUGGCUCCAAACACUGGUUUUGGCCCCGUGACUGGCCAAAUGAGUGAAGUGUGCAGUGAUUCUAAGAUCGACGGCACUCAUCUGCAUGUCAUACUG